Molecule: messenger RNA, 1095 nt
Organism: Zasmidium cellare ATCC 36951
Lineage: Eukaryota; Fungi; Ascomycota; Dothideomycetes; Mycosphaerellales; Mycosphaerellaceae
Exons: 2
Coding region: 1-1095 (364 amino acids)
Biological process (GO): nucleoside metabolic process
Molecular function (GO): catalytic activity
Source: RefSeq, a predicted model, not a curated record
AUGAAAAGCUUGCCGUUCAACUUCUAUCAGGUCGGAAUACUAUGCGCGCUACCGCUGGAGAAGGCUGCUGUCGAAGCAGCUCUCGACGAAGAGCACGAGCGGCCUCAGGGAAUACCUCAAGAAGAUGAGCACAGCUAUACGUUUGGGCAAGUUGGGGCGCACUAUGUGGUAAUUGCAUGCCUGCCUGAUGGCAUGACUGGGAAAGCAUCGGCUGCGAAAGUGGGCACAGAUGUUAUGCGGACAUUCCAUAUCAAGGUUGGGUUGAUGGUGGGCAUCGGGGGUGGAGCACCCAGCAAGGCCAACGACAUCCGUCUGGGGGAUGUUGUCGUAGGUAGGCCGCAGGGAACUCAUGGUGGCGUCGUUCAAUAUGACUUUGGAAAAGAACUGCCGAAUGGCUUCUCGCGCACGGCGAUGUUGAGCAAGCCUCCUCCUGCGCUUCUCAGCGCCCUAGCUGGACUGCGAGCGAAACAUGAGCGGCCGAAGUGGAACAAGAUGCCCGAGCACCUGGCCAAGAUUGUAGAAGAAAUGGGACCAGAAUAUCGAUUCCCUGGAGCCAACAACGACGUACUUUUCGAGUCCACGUAUGACCAUGUUGGAGGACCCGAGGCAGCAUGCGACGGGGUUCCCUCAUCUGAGCACUGUGAUAUCAGCAGAGUCGUGAAAAGGCCAGAGCGCAAGAAUCCUUCAAUACCUGUCAUACAUUAUGGCAACAUUGCAUCUGCCGACAAAGUCAUGCGACAUGCGCCGGAGCGCGAUCGCAUUGCGAAAGAGCUUGGCGCUCUAUGCUUCGAAAUGGAAGCGGCUGGGCUUGAUGAAAACUUCCGGUGUAUGGUCAUUCGAGGUAUAUGCGACUACUCCGACUCCCACAAACACAAGGGGUGGCAACGGUAUGCGGCGUCUGCUGCUGCAGCUUUCGCAAAAGAAUUCUUGGGUUUCGUAGUGCCGCAAGGUCUCGAUGAAAUGAAGCCCGCGUUGAGUUUGCACGACAAAACAAAUCUCGGUUUGACUCAGUUUGGUGGCUUGACGGCUCGUCAAGGUCUUCACUACAGCAGUCCCUGGCAGAAUCAGCGUCGAGAGCGUUGGGAAUUAUGGUGA